Molecule: messenger RNA, 896 nt
Organism: Thlaspi arvense
Lineage: Eukaryota; Viridiplantae; Streptophyta; Magnoliopsida; Brassicales; Brassicaceae
Source: the annotation of a GenBank genome assembly
AGAUGAAGAAAAUGGAAGCGGCGAGGAAGGAAGAGAUAAAGAAAGGGCCAUGGAAAGCGGAAGAAGACGAAGUACUCAUAAACCAUGUGAAGAGAUACGGUCCUCGUGACUGGAGCUCCAUUCGAUCCAAAGGCCUUCUCCAACGCACCGGCAAAUCCUGCCGUCUCCGUUGGGUCAACAAACUCCGUCCCAAUCUCAAAAAUGGAUGCAAGUUCUCGGCGGAGGAAGAGAGGACGGUGAUCGAGUUGCAAUCGGAGUUUGGCAACAAAUGGGCGAGAAUCGCUACGUAUCUUCCCGGAAGAACUGAUAACGACGUCAAGAAUUUCUGGAGUAGCAGACUAAAGCGGCUCGCUAGGAUUCUCCAUAACUCCUCUGAUGCAUCUUCAAGUUCCAUUCUCAAUCCCAAAUCUUCAUCUUCUCAUCGAACCAAGGGCAAAACCGUCAAACCAAUUCCUUCUCAGGGUUUUGGUUUGGUUGAGGAAGAGACUGCAGCUACUUCUUCGUCUUCCAAGAUUCUUCCUUACUCAUCUGACACAGUUGAUGAAACCUUGAGAUUGCCGGAAAUGGGUAUUAAACUAGAGCAUCAGCCAUUCACAUUUGGGACUGACCUUGUUCUAGCAGAGACGACGACUUCUUCUCUCUACUCUGAGCCACAGCAAUCAAAUAACCCUUUUUCUCCAGAAAGCAGGGAGCUUUUGGCUAGACUCGACGACCCUUAUUUCUACGACAUACUUGGACCAGCUGAUUCCUCUGAGCCGUUGUUCGCUCUUCCCCAGCCGUUUUUCGAGCCGUCGCCCAGAAGAUGCAGGCAUGUCUCAAAGGAUGAAGAUCCUGACGUUUUCUUAGACGAUUUCCCUGCUGACAUGUUCGAUCAAGUUGAUCCAAUUCGGAGUCCU